Molecule: messenger RNA, 945 nt
Organism: Drosophila arizonae
Lineage: Eukaryota; Metazoa; Arthropoda; Insecta; Diptera; Drosophilidae
Gene: Cyt-c-d
Product: Cytochrome c distal
Molecular function (GO): electron transfer activity; heme binding
Source: RefSeq, a predicted model, not a curated record
UUGUUAGUUGGCAGCACCUCUUGGGAGACACUACACUUGCAGAUAUGUUAUUUUUCCUUGGCUGACAACCUAGCAGGCCUCUGACAAUUAUCGUUACAAUUGUGUGAGUAUUCAGAAAUCAAAAAGAAUAGAUCAGAGCGCAGCCAACUUUCGACGUAAAUGCUGCUAACAAAUUUUCCGUUCUAUUAAGCAAAAUCGUCGUAACUUUUAUGUUGUAUUUCCCAAUUCUCACGACGCGUAAAACUCGUAAACGUAACGAACUUUAUUGGAUAGCAGAGGCCAAAUAAGACGAGAACCGUGCGCCGCGAACUCAGCUAACUGAAUGAAAACGGACGCAGCGCUCGAGCAGUCGAGAGCAGCCUUAACGUAAAAAGCAGCAAAAGCAGCGAAGAGAGUGAGAGCAAAUACACCAACAUCAACAUCAACAGCGACGGCGACAGCGACAGAAACAGCAAAAACAACAUCAACAGCAAUAGCAAAAGCAAAAGCAGCGCAGCUUUGCGCUCAGCAUAGAAAUAGUGGGAGGCAGAGCAACAAGCACAGACCGUUACUCAAGAGAGCCGUCAAGCAGAAAAACCAUAUACCAACAUGGGUGCCGAUGCGGAGAAUGGCAAAAAGAUUUUCGUUCAGAAAUGCGCACAAUGCCACUCCUACGAAGUGGGAGGAAAGCACAAGCAGGGUCCUAAUCUUGGCGGAAUUGUUGGCCGCAAAUGCGGUUCUGCUCCUGGCUACAAAUAUACUGAAGCUAACAUCAAAAAGGGUAUCGCUUGGACAGAAGGCAAUCUGGAUGAGUAUUUGAAGGAUCCAAAGAAAUUUAUUCCCGGCACCAAGAUGGUUUUUCCCGGACUCAAAAAGGCCGAGGAUCGCGCUGAUUUGAUUGCAUUUCUCAAAACAAACAAAUAGUUUGAAUACCUCAACAAAAAUAUGAAAAAAUUAUAAGAUUGG